UUGACUGAAUUUGCUAUAAUUUACUUCAUAUCACAGGUCGAAUCAUUUUUUGUUACAUGUUCGAUAUUUCGUUGGCUAAAAUAUUUCUGGCAAUCGUUAAUGGCAUUCUUGCGCUUAAAGCCUGCAGAUUACGUAAAUAUGGAAGCGGCUUGGUUGAAUGCUGUCUCACAGACAAGUAUCUUGCUAUUGCUUUACAUUUUUCAGUCAACUAAUUCUCAUGAUCUAAAAUUGCUUUUUAAUUUAUUAUUUUAUAACUUUUUUAAUUUAUCGCGUUUUUUGGCAUUAUAUGAUUUUGAAGCUCGAGCGUCAGAUGAAUUGACUUUCAGCGCUGGUCAGAUAUUAAGGAUUGCACCAAAAGAAAAGCAACCGGCCAUUCGCGGGUGGAUUCUCGGAAGCACAAAUGAUGGCAAAAAUAUUGGUCUUAUCCCGAUGAAUUAUAUAGAUAUUGUUUUGAAAAAAUCACCAGAUGUUUGUGAAACGGUAUUCAACGAAGCAGUUUCGCAAUAG
Molecule: messenger RNA, 507 nt
Organism: Dracunculus medinensis (Guinea worm)
Lineage: Eukaryota; Metazoa; Nematoda; Chromadorea; Rhabditida; Dracunculidae
Source: the annotation of a GenBank genome assembly